Messenger RNA from Eubalaena glacialis (North Atlantic right whale), 3103 nucleotides. It is a transcript of the gene RABL6, whose product is annotated as RAB, member RAS oncogene family like 6. Gene Ontology annotation, cellular component: cytosol; nucleus. The record is from RefSeq and is a predicted model, not a curated record. Gene Ontology annotation, molecular function: GTP binding. The transcript has 17 exons. Bases 250 to 2622 code for a protein of 790 amino acids. NCBI's taxonomy places the organism in Eukaryota, Metazoa, Chordata, Mammalia, Artiodactyla, Balaenidae.
GCCCCGUAGCCGCGCGCCCCGCCGAGCCGGCGCCAAGAUGGCGGCGCUGACGAGCGUAGAGUGGCCGCGCCGGGGACCGCGGGGGCCAAAGCCGAGCCUCCGCGGCUGAGCCCCUGAGCCGCCCUCGAGGCAGGCGCCCGGUCGCCGGGGCCCGGGACAUGGUGCGAUCCGCGCCGCGCCGCCGCCGCCGCUGCCUCUGCUGCCGCUGAACUCGGGAGCCGCGCCGGGCUCGAACGUGGGAGCGGGAAGAUGUUUUCCGCGCUCAAGAAGCUGGUGGGGUCGGAGCAGGCUCCGGGCCGCGACAAGAACAUCCCGGCCGGGCUGCAGUCCAUGAACCAGGCGCUGCAGAGGCGCUUCGCCAAGGGGGUGCAGUACAACAUGAAGAUCGUGAUCCGAGGGGACAGGAACACGGGCAAGACAGCCUUGUGGCACCGGCUGCAGGGCAAGAAGUUCGUGGAGGAGUACAUCCCCACACAGGAGAUCCAGGUCACCAGCAUCCACUGGAGCUACAAAACCACUGAUGAUAUCGUGAAAGUUGAAGUCUGGGAUGUAGUUGACAAAGGAAAAUGCAAGAAGCGAGGCGAUGCCUUGAAGAUGGAGAAUGACCCCCAGGAGGCGGAGUCUGAGAUGGCCCUGGAUGCCGAGUUCCUGGACGUGUACAAGAACUGCAACGGGGUGGUCAUGAUGUUCGACAUCACCAAGCAGUGGACCUUCAACUACAUUCUCCGGGAGCUUCCCAAAGUGCCGACACACGUGCCUGUGUGCGUGCUGGGCAACUACCGCGACAUGGGCGAGCACCGCGUCAUCCUGCCCGACGACGUGCGAGACUGCAUCGACAACCUGGACAGGCCCCCAGGGUCUUCUUACUUCCGCUACGCCGAGUCCUCCAUGAAGAACAGCUUCGGUCUCAAGUACCUGCACAGGUUCUUCAAUAUCCCAUUCCUGCAGCUUCAGAGAGAGACGCUGCUGCGGCAGCUGGAGACGAACCAGCUGGACAUCGAUGCCACGCUGGAGGAGUUGUCCGUGCAGCAGGAGACCGAGGACCAGAACUACGACAUCUUCCUCGAGAUGAUGGAGGCACGCAGCCGUGGCCACGCGUCCCCGCUGGCCACCAACGGGCAGAGUCCGUCCUCGGGCUCCCCGUCUCCUGUGGUGCCUCUGAGCGCAGUGCCCACGGGGAGCUCCAGCCCCAGCACGCCCCAGCCGGCUCCGCAGCCGCCCCUCCAGGCCCCCUCGGCUUGCCCGGGGCCCCCCUCCCCCUCGGAGGCGCCGCCAGCCCCUGCACACCCCCUGGUCCCCGCCGCACCCCCGCGGCGCAGCAUCAUCUCGCGGCUGUUCGGGACCUCGCCGGCGGCCGAGGUGACCCCUUCGCCCCCAGAGCCGGCCCCAGCUUCAGAGGCCCCGGCAAGAGUCCAGAACGUGGAGGACUUUGUUCCUGACGACAGUCUUGACCGCAGCUUCCUGGAGGACGCAGCCUCCCUGAAGGAUGAAAAGGAAGUUGGAGCCACGGCCCCGCAGGACAGCGACAGUGACCUCCUUGGGCUGACGCCACUUGAGAGCAUUGGCCGGGUGGAAGGAGGAACCCUGGGGCCAAAGAGCCGCUGUCAACUUCUCCGCCAGGGGCUGGCCGGUCAGGGCCGCACGGGGGAGGCUCGAGGCCCGGCGCACACUCUCCCUUCCCGGUGUGAGCCCGACCCACCUCACGCCUGCUCUCCUGUCGACCUCUGCCACAGCUCUGCUGCAAUGUGUGAUGGGGAGGCCCCAGGAGGGAACCCAAUGGUGGCGGGUUUCCAGGACGACGUGGACCUUGAAGAUAAGCCGCCUAGUAGGUCCCUGCCACCCACGGGCCCCAUCCCCAGGGAGCACAUCACUCUGUCCAGCGAGGAGGAAGCAGAGGCGGCGGCAGGGCGCCACGAGGCCUCCGUCCUGGCCCCCCAGAAGUGCUCUGAACCAGGGACCAAACAUUCCUGCACGAAGGCCUCAAGGCCACACCAGGAUGCAGCUCCCAGGGCCACGGAGCCCCACCGGCCAGGCGGCACCAAGCCCCCCACCGAGGGCUCCUCUCCGGGGCUGGAGGAGGGGGAGGACAAGCAGGUGUCAUCAGAGAGUGACCCCGAGGGGCCUAUUGCCGCCCAGAUGCUGUCCUUCGUCAUGGACGACCCUGACUUUGAGAGUGACUCAGAUGCUCAGCGGAGAGCGGGUGAGUUCCCGGUGCGAGAGGACCUCUCGGACGUGACGGACGAGGAAGCCGGCCCUGUCCAGCCGCCCCCACCCCCCAAACCCCCCGCCCCCUCCUUCAGACUGAAGAACGACUCGGAUCUCUUCGGGUUGGGGCUGGAGGACACAGGCCGCAAGGAGAGCAGCGAGGAAGGUAAGGAGGGCAAGCCUCCCUCGAAGGAGAAGAAAAAGAAGAAGAAGAAGGGCAGAGAGGAGGAAGAGAAGGCCGCGAAGAAGAAGAGCAGGCGUAAGAAGAGCAGGGACCAGGCGGAGGACAAGGGCCAGGAGGAGCGGCGGCGGCGGCGGGGCCCGGAGAGGACUGCGGUCCACGAGCUGGAGGCCUUCCUGGGGGGCGGGGCCCCGGGCGGCCACCUCCGCGGGGGCGGCGAUUACGAGGAGCUCUAGGCCUGGCCGCCACAGACCGCAGGGCACUCCGCGUGUGCUGGGGGCGCUGGGCCUGCCCUGCGGGGAGGGGCAGCAGGCUCUGCGGGCAGCCGGCCCCCAGCGCUUCUCAGGGAUGGGACUGAGGCCGAGGAAGCCCGUGAGGCUGUUUGCAGGGGUGGGGCGCUGUUCCCGUCGCCUGCCCGGCCCCCUGCUUGCCUUUGGCCCGCCGCACGCACUCACCCAGGCCUGCUGCAUGCAGCGGCCUCCGCUUCGGCUGCACCGGCGCUGCAGACCUCCGGUCCCCAGACCCUCGGGGCACCUGUGCGCAGAGGGCAGGCGGCGCUGGCGCCUCUCUGGGGGCAGCUCUUCCCAGGCACAGCAACCGGCUUUCACCUGCACCUGAGCUCGGGCGUGCGCAGGCCGAGCGGGGAGGCCCUCAACACUCAUGUCCUUUCGCUGUCCUUCCACACCACUCGGACCAUAAAGCUCUCCUGUCUUCGCA